Molecule: messenger RNA, 3028 nt
Organism: Acaromyces ingoldii
Lineage: Eukaryota; Fungi; Basidiomycota; Exobasidiomycetes; Exobasidiales; Cryptobasidiaceae
Product: putative periodic tryptophan protein PWP2
Exons: 2
Coding region: 301-2988 (895 amino acids)
Biological process (GO): ribosomal small subunit assembly; maturation of SSU-rRNA from tricistronic rRNA transcript (SSU-rRNA, 5.8S rRNA, LSU-rRNA)
Cellular component (GO): small-subunit processome; Pwp2p-containing subcomplex of 90S preribosome
Molecular function (GO): protein binding
Source: RefSeq, a predicted model, not a curated record
CACGUCCGCCCGGUCACCUGCCGUUGCUGAAGCUGGCUCCCGAGUCAUUUGUCUUGCCUUCUUCGGUCGGCGGGCGGCACAGAUGAGUAGCCUCUUGAGUGGCACGCCCGUGCGCCUGAAACCUGCAUAUGGACGCACGUGAAGCGACACCCCUCGGAAGUCGGCUUUAUUUCUUUUUUCGAGGCGAAUUUUUACUUUUUCCAUCUUCUGAAGCUUAGAGGGCGCGGAGAGGAAGAAGAGGGAACAAGAAGAAGACCACUGGCGAGGAGAGCGUCUAGGAAGUCUUCCACGGGGAACAAGAUGAAGUCCACCUUCUCCUUUUCCAACCUGCUCGGGACGGUGUACAAGCAGGGAAACGUCAUCCUGUACGACGAUGGCGAGGGCACGCACCUCGUCUCGCCCUGCGGCAACCGGGUGAGCGUCUUCAACCUGACGACGAACCAGGGCACGACGCUGCCCAUGGAGAUGCGCAAGCCAAUUGCCCGUGUCGCUCAGUCACCCGCCCACCCCGAGAUCCUCCUCAUCGCCGACGUCGAUGGGCGAGCACUGCUCGUCAACGCCCGUGCGCGAGUCACGCUGGCCCACAUCAACUUCAAGGACGCGCUGCGGGACGCCGCAUUCAGCCCCAACGGUCGCUACAUUGCUGUCACGCAUGGCUCACAGAUCCAGGUCUGGCAAACACCAAACGUGCUCGCAAGGGACUUUGCGCCCUUUGUCCUACACCGGACGUAUACCGGCCACUUUGACGAUGUCCUCAGCAUCCAGUGGUCCAAGGACGAAAGUUUCUUCCUGACGACGUCCAAGGACAUGACGGCGCACAUCUACUCGCUCAACCCGCUGAUGGUGCCCGACCGGAGAAGACCAGGUCAUACGAAGAAGUUCAGGCCCAUGACCCUUGCAGGUCAUCGAUCGGCUGUCACAGCCGCCUACUGGAGCGCCGACGAGGAGGAGAUCUACACCGUCAGUCGCGACGGCGCAUGCUUUGUCUGGAGAGGCAAGCCAGACAACGAGAACGACGACGAGGAAGAUGAAGACGAUGAAAUGGACGUCGAAGAGGAGAGAAACAGGGCGGGGCCCUCGCGAAUCGAGAGCACAGCACCGGCCAUUGCCACCAAGCGGUGGGGCCUGGCAACCCGGCACUACUUUCACGCCGUCUCGACCAACGUCGUCUGCACCUCGUUCCAUGCCCCCACCUCGCUCCUCGUUGUUGGCUUCGCGUCCGGUACUUUUGGACUGUAUACGAUGCCCGAGUGCGAGUCGCUUCACACACUCAGCAUCUCGUCGCAGCGCAUCACCACCGUCUGUGCCAGUGCCGACGGUGCCUGGCUCGCCUUUGGGUGCGCGGGUCUCGGUCAGCUCCUCGUCUGGGAGUGGGCCAGCGAGUCGUACAUUCUCAAGCAGCAGGGCCACUUCUACGACAUGAAUACCCUCUCCUUUUCCCAAGACGGCCAGGUGGCGGCCACGGGGGGCGACGACGGCAAGGUCAAGCUUUGGAACACGUCGAGCGGCUUCUGCAUCGCCACGCUCUCUGAGCACUCUGCUCCCGUCACUGCCGUCGAAUUUGCCAAACAGGGCAACGUCCUCUUCAGUGCCAGUCUUGACGGUACCGUGCGCGCAUGGGACUUGGUACGCUACCGCAAUUUCAGAACCAUGACGACACCCCGGCCCGUGCAAUUUGGCUGCUUGUCCGUCGAGUCGAGCGGCGAGGUCGUGUGUGCGGGUGGUGGAGGAGGAGCAGCGGCAGCAGACAGCUUCGACAUCUUCAUGUGGAGCGUCCAAACAGGCAAGCUCCUCGACACGCUCGCGGGUCACGACGCUCCAGUGUCCUCGAUUGCAUUCAGCCCUGCGGGAACGGGCACAUUGGUGAGCACGAGCUGGGACAAAAGCGUCCGAAUCUGGGAGUGCUUCCGACGAUCAGCCGCAGUCGACCCGCUCGUCCUCAACGCCGACGGUCUUGCCAUUGCCUACCGCCACGACGGCCAAGAGGUAUGCGUCGCCACACUCGAUGGCCAACUGGCCUUUUUCGACCCCAGGGACGGCGGACGGCAGACGGGACUGCUCGAGUGCCGCCGAGACAUUGCUGCAGGCCGCAGGCUCGACGACAAGGUGUCGCGCAAGGCUGCGGCGGGGAGCUCCUGCUUCACAACCGUGACUUACAGCGCCGACGGCUCGUGCAUCCUCGCCGGCGGCAACUCCAACUGGGUGUGCCUGUACGACGUCGGCGAGAAGGUCCUUCUCAAGCGAUGGCAGCUCUCGCAGGAUCUCAGCCUCGACGGCACCCAGGAUCGCCUCGACACUCGGCGUCUGGCGGCUGUAGACGGCCGACCAAUCGAUCUCGUCGAUGACUUUUCCGACGACGACGAGCUGACGGUGGCCGAGCGCGCCGACCGGUCCCUGCCUGGCGCUCAGCGGGGAGACCUCUCGCGGAGGACGACACGGGCGAUUACGCGAUCCAAGGCGGUCCGAUUCAGCCCCACGGGGAGGACGUUUGCCGCGGCCAGCACCGCUGGACUCGUCCUUUUCAGCCUCGACGCAGGGGGCCAGGCCGUCUUUGACCCGCUGGACCUCGACAUCGACCUCACGCCCGAGUCGGUCCGAGACCUGCUCGCGGCCGGCGAUGCGCUCGCCGCCCUCGUGGGCGCGCUCCGGCUCGGUGAGAUGCCGCUCGUCGACGAGGUCUACGAGCGCAUCGGCGUCGCCGACAUUGGCCUCGUCGUGCGCCAGCUGCCCGAGGCGCACCUGGCCGCCGUGCUGCAGCUCGUCGUGCGGCGCGCCCGCGCCUCGCCCCACCUCGAAUACCACCUGCUCUGGGUGCGCGCCAUCUUUGGCGUCCAUGGCCAGAAGCUGCGCGAGCAGGCGGGCACGGGCCGGUAUGCGCCCGUGCUCCGGAGCUUGCAGGGCGUCCUCAACGAGGUCGGAGCCAAUGUCAAGCGGACCGCAGACGAGAACCAGCAUGCGAUGCUGUAUCUCUGGCAGGCGAUGCGAUGAAAUGGCAAUUCACUCUUGCUCGUGCAUCUUUCUCACUGAC